AUGGAAGAACAGAUUCAUAUCAGUAGGCUGAUAUUCUUUUUAGUCAACAGUCCCCUUGUCAUUUUCAGCCUCGGCACAGACAUUUUCUUUCUGUAUUGCAUUGCCAAGCCACGAGGCAACAGUAAAAGACCGAAGCAGCCUUUGAAGAUACUCUUGGAAUAUAUCAUGUGGUGCUCCAUUUUGUAUGCAGUCUUUUUAAUGCUGACCUUGACGGUGGAGGAUCAUCUAACUGUGGAAGGAUCUUGUUUGCUGUGGUCGAUAAUGCAGUACUUAGUGCAUCAGAGCAUGAGCUCCUACGUUUGGCUGAAUUUUUACUUCUUCAUCCAUAUCGUCCCUGUGCGAUGUGCUCUGCUCAUUUGGUUGAAGAGAAACAUCAAAGUUGCCACUUUGAUUGCUUUUUGUCUCAAUCUCGGGAUUUUGCUCAACAAUUACACCGUAAGAAUGGCCUUUCAUCUAACUGAGGGGCCUCCGCUGCUCUGUUCCACCAACGACUCUGUGAAAUUGACACCGACUGGCUUCACUUCCCCCAUUUUUCUUUUCAAUCAAAUUAGUUUCAUCAUCACCUGGGUCUACAUGUGGACCAUUUUUGGGUUUAAGAUCAUUACCAGCUGGACCACUUUUCGCUACCUGCAAGGUCACAUGAGAAGUGUGGCGAAGAAUGGAAUUCCCUUCCCCAUUGAGUUGAUUGUAAUAAUGUUGGCGUGUGACAUUGAGAACAAAUCUGGCUGA
This is a messenger RNA of Syngnathoides biaculeatus (alligator pipefish), 729 nucleotides long. RefSeq lists its product as uncharacterized. The coding region runs from base 1 to 729 and encodes 242 amino acids. The record is from RefSeq and is a predicted model, not a curated record. The transcript has 2 exons. Lineage: Eukaryota; Metazoa; Chordata; Actinopteri; Syngnathiformes; Syngnathidae.